GAAACCUGACAUGACCGCACCAGCAGGUUCGACCGCCACUCGCCGGUGUGUUGUGAGUUGAGUGCUGUGUGCUGGAAUUAACAGCCUCCCCGACACCGACAUGGAUAACUGGGGAAAAUCAACAAAAAUCACCUACAAGAGGUGGAAAGAUCCUGAACCCGGCGAUGAUGUGAAUGAUCACAGCAACGAGGGCCGGGACACAGGCGAGAUCUGCACAAUAACCUCCAGCGUGGACUCAGCGAGCACAUAUGGAUCCACUCAAAGUGAAGAAACCUUCACAGUGGACGAGGCCCUGGAGGCCAUUGGUUUCGGGUGGUUCCAGUGGAAGAUCUCGCUCCUCACUGGCCUGUCCUGGAUAGGCGACGCCAUGGAGAUGAUGAUCCUCAGCAUCCUGGGCCCCCAGCUGCACUGCGAGUGGAUGCUGCCUGGCUACAAAGUGGCCCUCAUCACAUCGGUGGUGUUCAUUGGGAUGGGGAUCAGCUCACCUGUGUGGGGCAAUGUGUCCGACAAAUUUGGCAGAAAAGUGGGCCUGACACUCUGCAUGUGCUGGACUCUGUACUACGGCAUUUUGAGCUCCUUCGCGCCGGUGUACGUCUGGCUCCUGGUGCUGCGGGGCCUCGUGGGCUUCGGCAUCGGGGGAGCGCCUCAGUCGGUGACACUGUACUCAGAGUUCCUCCCUUUGAAGACGAGAGGCAUCUGCAUCAUGAUGAUUGCGGCAUUCUGGGCCAUCGGCGCUGUGUUCGAGGUCCUAAUGGCCCUGUGGGUAAUGCCCACGCUGGGCUGGAGGUGGCUGCUCGGCCUGUCCACUAUACCGAUGGCAAUCUUUGUGUCCUUCUGCUUCUGGCUGCCUGAGAGUCCCCGCUAUGACAUGCUGACGGGGAGGAGCGAUAAAGCCAUCGCGACGCUGGAGCGCAUCGCCAAAGACAAUGGGAAGCCCAUGCCUCAGGGAAGGAUAAUCGCUUACAGACAAAAAGAACGUGGACGGAUCAAAGACCUCUUCACGGCCCAAUACUGCAGUACCACCCUUCUCCUGUGGUUCAUAUGGUUUUCCAAUGCAUUCUGCUAUUAUGGCAUCGUUCUGCUGACGACUGAGAUGUUCCAAGCUGGAGAUGAUUGUGGGACAACUCAACAGGCCAAGACGGAACCGAGCUGCAAGCUGGAAUGCAAAUAUUUGACAUCAGCUGACUACAAAGACCUUUUAUGGACCACUCUGGCUGAAUUCCCAGGCCUUUUAGUCAUCCUUCUGGCUGUGGAGUACGUUGGCAGGAAGAAGAGCAUGGCCCUGUGUUUCUUCAUGUUUUCCUUGUUCGUUCUGCCUCUAUUCGCUUGCAUCGGGAGGACAGCGCUGACUAUCUUCAUCUUCCUCGCCAGAGCCUUUAUUUCCGGAGGAUACCAAGUGGUUUUUGUGUACACGCCAGAGGUGUUUCCUACAGAAAACAGAGCCUUAGCCAUGGGCACGUGCAGUGCAAUGGCAAAGGUGGGCGCCCUCAUCACGCCGUUCGUGGCACAGGUGCUGCUCAGGACCUCGGUGUAUCUGACCCUGGCCGUGUACUGUGCCUGUAGUGUGGUGGCCGGCGCAGCUUCCAUGCUCUUACCCAUUGAGACGUUGGGAAGGGGUCUGCGCGAGACCGGACCGGACCCAGACACCGAAGGACGGACGAGCGCCACAAACCGCCAGUCAAAUGGUCCAACAGCUGAGCAGUAGGAGAACAACCAGGAGGGGAGGUGGAACAGGUGACCGGUGAACCAGGACCCGAAGCAUCUGCCUCAUUAAAAACAGGCCUUCAGCCGUGAUGGGAGCAGCCUCGGUGCUUGGACUAGUUCGUUUACACUUUCUUCCACUCAGGUCACGAGAACAGUUCAACAGCAAGAGACGAACACUUUAGAAAAAUGUGUCCCGUCCUCAAGAGACUGUUAAUAUCAAUUUCAUAAAUGUUGUAUUUAUUUAUAGGAAGUCAAGCAAUGUGUGUGUGUGUGAGAGAGAGUCUGCUUUUUUAUAUUGUGUUUAAUUUGUGCAAUAACAAAUGUCGGUUCUGACAUGUGACAUGUGAGCAUGGAUUUGGAAUAAGAACAAUAAUAAGAAUAUUUGACUGAAAAUAUUGGGAAGUUAACUGUACAAAAUCAUUGAUUUAAGAAAAUAAUUAUUCUUUGUCUCAAAUAUUGAAAUUGAACAUGUAUUUGAAAAUUUCAGUGACAAUUGCUAUAAAUUCAUUGUUUGAGCAA
Molecule: messenger RNA, 2223 nt
Organism: Betta splendens (Siamese fighting fish)
Lineage: Eukaryota; Metazoa; Chordata; Actinopteri; Anabantiformes; Osphronemidae
Gene: svopb
Product: SV2 related protein b
Exons: 16
Coding region: 101-1705 (534 amino acids)
Biological process (GO): transmembrane transport
Cellular component (GO): membrane
Molecular function (GO): transmembrane transporter activity
Source: RefSeq, a predicted model, not a curated record